This is a messenger RNA of Pipistrellus nathusii (Nathusius's pipistrelle), 1104 nucleotides long. The record is from the annotation of a GenBank genome assembly. Lineage: Eukaryota; Metazoa; Chordata; Mammalia; Chiroptera; Vespertilionidae.
AUGGUCAUGGAGGUGGGCGCGCUGGACGCCGCGGACCUGCGCGCGCUGCUGCGGGAGCGCGCGGCGCAGUGCCUGCUGCUGGACUGCCGCUCCUUCUUCGCCUUCAACGCGGGCCACAUCGCCGGCUCCGUCAACGUGCGCCUCAGCACCAUCGUGCGGCGCCGCGCCAAGGGCGCCAUGGGCCUGGAGCACGUCGUGCCCAACGCCGAGCUGCGCGGCCGCCUGCUGGCCGGCGCCUUCCGCGCGGUGGUGCUGCUGGACGAGCGCAGCGCCGCGCCCGACGCCGCCAAGCGCGACGGCACCCUGGCCCUGGCCGCCGGGGCCCUCCGCCGCGAGGCCCGCGCCGCGCCGCUCUUCCUCCUCAAAGGAGGGUACGAAGCGUUCUCAGCUUCCUGCCCGGAGCUGUGCAGCAAGCAGUCGACCCCCAUGGGGCUCAGCCUUCCCCUGAGUACGAACGUCCCCGACAGCGCCGAAUCCGGGUGCAGUUCCUGCAGCACCCCACUCUACGACCAGGGCGGCCCGGUGGAGAUCCUGCCCUUCCUGUACCUGGGCAGCGCCUACCACGCUUCCCGCAAGGACAUGCUGGACGCCUUGGGCAUCACCGCCCUCAUCAACGUCUCGGCCAACUGUCCCAACCACUUCGAGGGCCACUACCAGUACAAGAGCAUCCCGGUGGAGGACAACCACAAGGCCGACAUCAGCUCCUGGUUCAACGAGGCCAUUGACUUCAUAGACUCCAUCAAGAACGCCGGAGGGAGGGUGUUUGUGCACUGCCAGGCGGGCAUCUCCCGCUCGGCCACCAUCUGCCUCGCGUACCUCAUGCGGACUAACCGGGUGAAGCUGGAUGAGGCCUUUGAGUUUGUGAAGCAGCGGAGGAGCAUCAUCUCCCCCAACUUCAGCUUCAUGGGCCAGCUGCUGCAGUUCGAGUCCCAGGUGCUGGCCCCCCACUGCUCGGCCGAGGCGGGGAGCCCCGCCAUGUCCGUGCUGGACCGGGGCGCCUCCACCACCACCGUCUUCAACUUCCCGGUCUCCAUCCCCGUCCACUCCACGAACAGUGCGCUGAGCUACCUGCAGAGCCCCAUCACGACCUCUCCCAGCUGCUGA